Desarmillaria tabescens is the source of this 306-nucleotide messenger RNA. RefSeq lists its product as uncharacterized. The transcript has 3 exons. NCBI's taxonomy places the organism in Eukaryota, Fungi, Basidiomycota, Agaricomycetes, Agaricales, Physalacriaceae. The record is from RefSeq and is a predicted model, not a curated record. Bases 51 to 287 code for a protein of 78 amino acids.
GCAGAAGGGAGAACAACAGCUAAGCAGUCCUCAGGCACAUCCCUUCCUGGAUGGCCACCAUCCUAGUCUUCACAACAGCCCUCUCCUUGGUCUGCACACAUCCAUCGCUUCUUUUCUCACCUGUUGGCAAUGACAGCAGCCCGGAAGGAAAUGCGAGAAUCAGAUAUAGUCAGUUCAAUGAGACUCGACACCCGUACCUUUGCCCUCGUACCACCAGUACAUGCCCAAUGGCCCCAUCGUCGGUAUUGAGUUGCAGUAAAGUGAGGGAGAGAGGAGGGAGGGAAUAAUCAAUUCGGACUCCGAGUU